ACAGGUUGGCUAGGGCGGGGUCUUGGCGAGCCAUAGUGGAAGCGCAAAAAAAGGUGUCGUCAGAUCCAUCGGCGUAUCGAACUUCACAGUCGCGCAUUUGCGACAGCUUGCCUCUCCUCUGUGCAUCUGCUCGAGCGGGUGUGAUCGUGACAUGCCAUCGCAAAGGUGUAUUUCACACACGGCUGCUACUCGAUUAGAGACGAACGAGGAGUGUGCCAGUGAGUGCACUAGCGAUGUUGGGAAUGCCACAGAUGUAGUAGAGCGCGCGGGCGAGUGUAUGUGCGGGUCCUAUUGGAAAGCUCGGCCGGUAGUUAACCAGGUUGAAAUGCACCCGAUGUAUCCCCAACGGCAUCUGAGGCAGAUGAGUGCUGCUGUACCUAUAUCAAGGGUGACUACCACAGAUCCUUCGAUCCGCGUGGUUGGUAGUGAACAAGCGCCCGACGAGGACAAGGACGUGUACGGGUAUGAACCGGACACUAAGGAUAUGAACUGGACGACAUAUAGCCAGCCCAAGAAGUGUGGGGCAGGCCACUCCGGUGCACACACACCUGAGGACACACACACCAACAGCACGAGUACAGACGAAUGCGAUAGCGACAUAGAUAGCCACACAUCUGGAACGGUUGACGCUGUGGCGACAGGGUAUAGGUUACACGUGCAGGCGUAUAGUGCGCUGGGAUCAAUGCAAGGGGCGAGUCUCAGGACCCAUCCGGUGAUCAGGGACGUGGCGCAGUCUAUAAAUAGAACACCGGCACAGGUGUUGUUGCGUUGGUGUGUGCAGAAGGACUGUGGGGUGCUGUGUCAAAGCACAGACGCCGAUCGCAUGCGCGAGAAUCUGGAUGUGUUUGGGUGGGCACUGGAUGCUGUGCAUGUGACACGCAUUGAUGACAUUGCGACUGGCAAUGAGGAAGGUGUCAAGUUCUGCUGGGACCCGGGGGCUAUAGCGUGAGGGUUUUAGGGUUUUAAUCGGUUUAGAGGGUUGUAGUCGCGUAAACUAGACUGUCUGUCGAAUAUCAUCUGCAGUUGAGCCAUCAAAGAGGCACACUAGAGUGUGGGGUUAAUGCCAUGCCUCUACGUGAUGUUCUUUGUACGCGCAGAUGAUCGCGACUCCCGCCUGCAGAUGAAGGUGGGGUCUGCAAGCGAUAUUGGACGGUGCUUGCACAAUUUGUAAUUGAUAUUCCAACUUCAUGAGAUGUAUCCCUGUUUUGAUCUCCUUUAUACAAAUAUAUAUCGUACAUAAGUACUGAUAUACAGAUUUUUACGGUAUAGCGAUAUCAAUUGAAGAUAUAUCAGCUUUCAAUUGCUCCUCAAGGGCUCGAAGGAGCGCCUGAACACAUACAAGGGAGUCCAUUCACAGGGUCAACGAAGCCGCCUCCUUGUCCAGAAAAAUUAGGACAAGUGCAGAAUUAUGUGUUCUUGUCGUUUCCGUUUCUGUAUGUUUACACACACACACGAUGUAUCCCAGAAAGGAAGAGAAAUAAAGUUUUUGAUGACAUCGGUUCCAAUAUCGCAUUGACUUAAAAAAAUAUCCUCCCUGACAGCAAAGGCUUUGACUGGGCUAUUUUGUUUACAUACUCCUUUGAUUUGUAUUUGCUGCCAAGUGUAGUACAUAAUUUAUCAUAUACAAUCUAGCGCGCAACACAUACUCAUACAACAAUCUAGCCUGCGCAAUCCCCUCACGCCGGUGUCCCCCUCACAGCCCUCGUGCUAUCAGCAAGCCAAUCCGUUACCAUGGUAACCAGCAGAUCAUCCACACUCUGCCGCCUGCCCACAUUACCCACAAUAGUGCCGUGGGUAGUGGAAGGUAGUAUAUGGUGGCUCACACGCGCACCCGCCUCCGCCAACAACGCACAUAGCUUUGCACUGUCUUCGCGCAGAUGGAAUUCAAUAAACGUUGCGUUGAAGAGUAAGAACGGGAAUUUUCGGAGUACUCCAUUGCUCCGUAGCUCCUGCGGUGUAUCGUACGCGUUUGCUGUCCUUUCGCGUGCUCCGUGCAACGCGCCUUGCGAUGAUUGUGUGGGGGUGUCUAUGUCGGUGGAUAUGCCAGCGUGCGAGGCCAUAUCUCCAUGUGUUAACCGAUCUGUAGGUGCAUGGCUGUGUGCUUGCAGCCGUGUCUCUACAGACGCCACCAUACGCGCAUGGUCCUCGGCCAGCCUUAUCGGAUCAGCAAGCGCCAGUUCAUGGUCACUCAGAUGCCCAAACGCCGGCAUAAAAUAGUUGUACUUAGUCAAGUAGCUAUCUCUGAGCCUGCACAAGUCAUACACCCCAGACACACUGAUAACCCCGGCCAGAGAGCGCAUCAGCGGGGUGUUGUACUCCCCUUCCACAUAUACGCGCUCGAUGUCGGAUAGCUGAGUCGUAUCACAGGGGCGGUCGGAUAUCAGACCCUUUGUCCCACUCUCCCGGCGGCUGGCCUUACGUUUGAGUGUGUUAUUUUUCAUGCCGGAUUCACUCGACACGUCUGUCAACCCAGUACUACACACAGGUUUCCUGCGCACAUUCCUGGUCUCUGUAUGGGGUACGAUAGAGUUGACACUCCCCCUACUUCCCUUCAUACAUCGCACCGCCUGAUCCACUUCAGCGUGCUCGCCCUUGCUUUCUCUCUUACCUGUACCCACUGACCUACCGCCUUGACCUUGUUCACCUACGCUUUUAUCUGUACUGCCCACAAAGCCCUCAGACACAGCACCGUCCACCUCAGCACUCGACCCCAGACAGUCCUUCCCACACUCAGCAUCCACACACUCAUGCGCUUUCCCAUUCAGAUACUGCGGAUUCAGCGCUAGCAGUGUAGCCAGAUGGCCUCCAGCGCUAUGGCCCAUCACGAAUAUACAGUUGCCAUCACCCCCGUACAGAUGUGCGUUGGUGUGCACGAACCGAUACGCACGUGCGGCAUCCUCUAUGUGCCCCGGAUGGCGUACGAAGCGGUCGCGGUUGUAGGUCAGUUCCUCAUAACGCAGCAGCAUACACAGUAGAGUGAAGAGAGUGAUGAACAUCCCCACAGCCAGGCUGGUGGGCUGAGGGGUGUGGGCUGUGUACCUCUCCAGCAGAGCGCUACCUAUAUGUGUACACGCACAGAGCUUUUGGACGACGUAUCCGGCGGAGAGCAUGCCCACACUGAGACCAGUCG
Sphaeroforma arctica JP610 is the source of this 3130-nucleotide messenger RNA. RefSeq lists its product as hypothetical. Lineage: Eukaryota; Ichthyosporea; Ichthyophonida. Bases 152 to 949 code for a protein of 265 amino acids. Gene Ontology annotation, molecular function: oxidoreductase activity. The transcript has a single exon. The record is from RefSeq and is a predicted model, not a curated record.